Phyllotreta striolata is the source of this 1611-nucleotide messenger RNA. The record is from the annotation of a GenBank genome assembly. Lineage: Eukaryota; Metazoa; Arthropoda; Insecta; Coleoptera; Chrysomelidae.
AUGGUACGUUGUUGUUGUGUGCCUCAAUGCACUAAUAAAGAUGCUACAAGACAUUACAUCCCAUCAGACAAAUUAAUUCAAGAAAUUUGGAUAAAAAGAAUAGACAAUCCGAAUUUAUACAAUAAAUCUUAUAAUUUAUUAAAAGGACAUGCUGUCUGUGAUGUUCACUUUGCAGAUAUCUGUAGAUUCGGCAAUAAACUAAAAAAAUACUCACUCCCCACGAUCAAUUUACCAGCGUUUGAAGAUCGUGGCGACCCGGCAGAUUGUUUCUCUUACCCUAAAAACCCUUUCGAAAAAUACGAAACCCCUCCAAAAAUAAAAAGACUUUUACAAAGUACAUCGUUCGCAAGAAAAGAGGGUCCUAUAAAACAAUUGUUUCUGGAGACGCCAGUAGAAUCGAAACCUGAUGUGAAUAUUAACUUACAAUUAUACCCAGUAUCUGAAUCUCCACGUGCAUCAACACAAAGUCGAGCAGGUGAACAAAACGAGCCUUCAGUGAUGGGGAAACGGUGUGUAGUGGAAAAUUGCACGACGAAAUGCAACACGAAGGGACGUUCGAUUUUCCGCGUGCCAAAAGAUCCCCAUCAGCGGACAGUGUGGCAAAAUAAUUUGAAUAUUUCGGUGCCAUUUAAAGACACAGACGUUGUUUGCGAAAGGCAUUUUGAUCCGGAAUGCGUCUUUCGCGAGUGGGUGCACAAGGACUCUGAUGGAAAGAUUAUUGCAAAGGUUCGAUAUGGGCAUCCAAGGCUGGCGGAUUAUGCUGUUCCAAGCAUUUUCAUAACGACACCAACCAAACCAGAUGAUAGCAGGUUGACAGAUUCUCCGGAUGACCACGACUAUGCUUGUCUCACCGAUGUGAUAAAAGUUGAAUGCAACCCAACGAAUAUCCAAACAGCAAGCGAGUUAACCAAUCCCCAAUCUCCAGUUCCUGCGACGAUCAGUAAUCAUGAUACGGAAACGUCCAGUACUCCGGUUCCAGCCUAUCAGAAGUACCUAUCUCUAAUAUCGAAGUCUUGGAGUGUUACCGAGCUACCAGUAGGUGAAAAUAUCCAGUUUGUGUUCUCUUACACGAUAACAUUGAUGGACAACGGUAUUAACGUUCCAAUUACACAAAAAUGUAUCACCCUCGACGAGGACAAAUAUCUCGAAUAUUUCAUCUACGGUCGUCGCGUCGACGCGCAUCAAACCGGUUGCGUUCGAAUUUUGACCGCCGCCGAAGCGCUUCCGGGCGUUUUGGCAGCAUUCAAACGCGUGAAUAUUUGUCACGGUAUAGGAAACGUCGCGGAAUUCUCGGUGUUAGUGAAUAUCGCGUUUCGGGACUACGUCCAACAGUGGCGCCACAACGAGUGCUCCAUGGUGGGGAAGACGAAGAGAUGCGAGGCGUGCAGGAAGCUGCGGAAGCGAUUGUUGCAGCAGGCGUCGAGAGACGAAGCUCGCGCGACGUUGCGACGGUUUCGAGCGCCUUCGAGCCCUUCGGAUCGACUGAAAUUGGACGCUGUGCGCAAGAAGUAUCUUCGCGAAAAGAGACGAGGGGAGCAGGCUAGGAAACGAGUUGAAAAAUUGGAGACGGCGUUAUUGAAACUGUCGAAUCGACAAUGUAAGAUACCGUAA